This is a messenger RNA of Cheilinus undulatus (humphead wrasse), 7362 nucleotides long. RefSeq names its product retinoic acid-induced protein 2. The coding region runs from base 211 to 1809 and encodes 532 amino acids. Lineage: Eukaryota; Metazoa; Chordata; Actinopteri; Labriformes; Labridae. The record is from RefSeq and is a predicted model, not a curated record. Gene Ontology annotation, biological process: animal organ development. The transcript is spliced from 2 exons. Gene Ontology annotation, cellular component: nucleus.
GUCGCUACGACGGACCGCAAUGAGGAGAUAAAUAGAAGCCUUAUCUAUUUAUUUUUAAGUAUUUACGAUUCUCAUUGAACUGGGAGGGAGAAGCUGGUGAGGAAAGCCGUUAAAGCGCUCGUCUGCUUGAAAGGGCUGUGUUGGACAAUAAUGGAUGAAGACUGUCUCUAACACUUGCUGAUCAUUUGGAUUGACUCUUCAGACUAAAUAAUGGAGGGUGGUGAUGAGUCUGUAAACGGGACACAGUCUCAGACUGAAGCAUGCAGCACUGAGAUGGGUGGAGGAGGAGAAAGAGAGAGUUCCAGUAAGGCUGAUGAAGCUGCUGAUCCCUGCAGUGGAAGCACUAAAGAAGGACUCUCUCAGCUGGUGGAUCCUCCUGCUCCAGCUGUGGUGAGUCCCUCUGCUGAAGCUCCAGGAGGUGUAGCGCUUAAAGUUGCCACAACCGUGCUGCACCCGGUGUGUCUGGGAGAAAGCCCGCUGAUGCUACCCAUCCACCUGCAGAUGGCUGGAGCGGCUGCACCUCAGCUUGGCCAAAUGGGGGCUGCCCCGUACCUCAUUACGAGCCAAAGCCCUGUCUCUCUUCCUCUGGUGUUGGAUCAGCAGGUCCUCCAGCAUGUUAGUCCUUCGGUGAUCCCUCAAAGCGCUAACUGCUCUCAACUGCAGAAUAACGUCCUCUGUCAGAACCCUUUAGCAUUCGGUUUACCUCCGGCUGUGGAUCAGAAAGCUGCAGCACAAACUCAGGAGGCUAACCUGCUCUCUCUCCUGCAAAAUCCAGCAUUUGCAGCCAUCUUGCAGGAUCUUUUUCCCUCUCAGGCUGGUGGUUCUUCUUCAUGUCAGUCUCCAGGAUCCCCUUUCUUCCCUCUUCCUCCUCUCACGCCUCCAUACUCCUCCCCUCUGGCCCCGUUAGUCCCUCCUGCUACGCUUCUGGUCCCCUAUCCUGUCAUCAUCCCGCUACCAGUGCCUCUGCCAGUCCCCCUACCUAUCCCGAUCCCCGUCCCUCAGACCGAGGACUCAAAGGGGAACAUGCCAAAACCAGUUUGCACUGUGAGUAAAAGCACUCAGACAUCUCCUAAAGAUACUACCUCUCCUGUCUUGUCUUCAAGUAGAUGCACUCCAUCCUUUCAGCUUCAAAAUGUGUCCCCAUCCUCGCUUCCUACUAAUGAAGGACAGGCUCUGGACCUUUCUGUGAAGGCAUGUCCUGUUGAACUAAAACAGGAGUCUCCCAGUCCACAGCAGGAUAGCGUGCUAGAUUUAUCUGUGCCUGGUGUGAGGAAGAAAUGUGACAAAGAGGUAGCUUUCCAUUCCAGUCAGGAUACAAGCAGUACCUCCUUGUCUUUGGGCGUCCAAUGCACUCAGAGUCUAGAUUCUAAACUUCUAGGCAGUCUGGCUUCACUGCAGUUCAGCCGACAGCACAAAUGGGUGGUCGACAGCAGUCCAGGUGGAUCGGGUACCCAGGAGGCGUCUAUAAGCGGAGCAGGGAACCUGGAGAUUCUCAGCACCUCACAGACGGCAAAAGUUAUCGUCUCAGUGAAGGACGCCAUCCCUGCCAUCCUCUGCGGGAAGAUAAAAGGCCUCUCAGGAGUCUCCACAAAGAACUUUUCUAUUAAACGGGACGGCAGCCAGGGGACGUCUCUGCAACAGCUCUACGCUGUGCCAUCGGCAUCCCAAACAGAGCAGCAUGACCCGAAUAACCCGCUCAAAAAGGUCCCAAAGAACAGGGCCAUCAAACUGAAGAAGGUCAGCUCACAGGAGAUCCACUUCCUCCCUGUGAAGAAGCAGAGACUCGCAGCACUGCUCCCCAGGAAGUAAAAGUGCCCGGCGGAGAGGGAUUAAUUGUUGGAGCACUCACUGGUAUCCCCUCCAGAGCAUUUAACAUAAAACACAUGUCUUUAAUCAAAGUCGUACAUGUCCAGUCCAAGCUCAGAGAAACUGAGCUUGUGAAAGUCUGACGGUUCACACAUGUCCUUUGAGUUUUCUGUUGUUUUCUGCUCCAAAGUGUUGUAAUAAACCUGAAAUGCUCCUGUCAAUGGCAGCUUAACAGCCUCUCCAUGCGGCUUUAUGAAUCACAGACAGCAAAGACACAUGGCUUUGAUUUUUCCAUUUCUGGAGUCAAAGUUUGUUUCCAUAAGUAGUUUUUAUUUAAGUGCACUGAGGACCUUAAAGAUGUAAUAUCUGACUGUUCCGAUCACAGCAGUUUGUGCAGGCAGGACGUGACAGAGACUGUUGAACAUGUCCCAUUGUCUGUCAGAAAUUCCCCAAGCCAUCAGCGGUUCACUGGAGUGGUUCAUCCUCAUCUGAUUGGUGGGUUUAAGCAUGACAGGCUAAUAAUGAUUUGGCAGAGCUAAAAUGCCAUUUCAUCAAAGUGAAGGUUGGAAACAGCCAUAAGUCACAACAAAAUACAUUCUUAUUAAGUUGAACAGCAGCAAAGGGAUGAUGUCUUUUUGUUUCACAUUUCAAACACAACUUUCUGUGAGUCUGUUCAGUUAAAGGGAUAUGUCAGUAUUUUUGAAAUUGGGCUAUAUGAGGUACUGACCAGGAAGCUAGGCUGUAUGACGUAACAGAUGGGUACAUUUUUUCCCCGGAACUUUGCAAGUUUUUCGUGAAAUAUGGCCAGCAAAACAAUGUUGGCUCAAAUGUGCCCACUAUCAAAAUUUUUUGAAGCAUUUUAUUUUUUACCCAGAAAGCCUCUCUAUUAUUUUCUCUAGUUUGCAAUGCAGGCUUUUGUUACAUGCUCUUGCAUGCGUACAUGCAACAUUUGAGCCAACUUUGUUUUGUGAUCCAGUUUUACCAAAAACUAGCUUCCUGGCCAUUACAACCAGUGAGUCCUUCUUAAUGGGAUACGUGCAGUUAAUGGCUAAAAUGGUUUAUCAAAUUAGCUGGCGCAGGAUUUACAAGUCAUUUAAACGAAUUACCCGUCAUUUUUAUUAACACAGGCUUGAAAUCCUGAUCUAUAAUGCUCUUUUAAACUGUUAUGAACCUCCCGCCACUAGAGGCCGCUGUAGCUUCAGUUAAUGGCCGCUGCAUUCCUGUCUGGCACCUCACAGAUGUAAACAUGAGAAGCUCAGCAGUGGCUUAGUGGUAAGUGUGUAGCAGGAACAGCACAUUAUGACGUUUUUUUAAAGUAGUAAAGGGAAAUAAAGUGGUAUGUUGGCUGUUGAGGGUUGAACUCACGUAAAACUUCCAUCUGAAGUGAAAAGAGGCCACAUAUCAAAGCACAAUAUUAAUCUACAAUCUGGCAGCGCUAGCUUUUAAUGCUAGCCUUGCUGUAGAGAGUAAAUCAGGCUAACGCCACACCUGCUGACACUAUGACCCUGUGAGGAAUUUGACUGUUUUCUAAGGAUGUUCCCUUUAGAGUGGUCAGUUAAAAUAAAUUUAAAUGAGCAUUUAGCUGAAUACAGAAAUAGACGCUUAGGAACAUCCUUAUUGCUCACUGAAAUCACUACUACUGCUAGGUACCUCAUAUGGCCCAGCUUCAAAAGUACUGAAAUUUCCCUUUAAAGUAUUAACAGAAUGAGGUAUUUGAUGAUAGCAGACUCAUAUGUUGAGAGUAUAAAACAGCUGAAACUCCUCUAAUGUUUCAAGUAAAGGUCACCUUUGGUAUUGAUUACAUAAUUAUGGUGUCACCUGAGUUAAAGGUACAAAAGUUGUGUACUACUUUGAAAGAUUGCCUCAGCCAGCAGCUGUGAAACUGAUUUUAUUAGCUGCAUCCUAUUCCAAAUGUACCGCAUCAGAGUCUUCCCACUAAAAGUGCGAGUUUUUACAAAAUCAGAAAAUGGAUCCCUUUAGAGGUUCUGACGAAGGGAUCCAUGAAUCACGUGCAAUUUUUUAAACCACAAAAAGCCGUUUUGACAUUUUUUAAAGUUACCAGACUCCAUUAAAGAGAAAAUUAUAUUUACAUCUCCAAACAAGGGAGUCACUUUUCUACUGCUGCCAGAAGGACGGUGUCCACUGACUGUGUUUUUAGCUGGCAGUGGCCACAGCCUGUACUGUUUCUCACUGUCGUCUCAGCUUCUGUUGAUAGGUUCUGAAAGUUGUCUUUCAGCACUUUCACUUCUUUAGAAGUGAACAUGAAGUCUGUUUUAGAGUAUUUGUCCGCACCAUUUUCUUAUGGAAGUUUCCCUCUGCUUUCCUCUGUGCUUAAUAUGACAGUUCAGCAAAAUAUCACAUACAAAUCUUUAAAACAAUGUGAAGGAAUCCUUUUCAGGCAUUUGUAGAAGCUACAGGAAACUUGACCCUCAAAAAGACGAGAUUACUCCUUUACCAGUCCUGCUGACGAAGCUGAAGUCCUGAUCCUUCUUGAUUUUUUUUUUUUGUAAAUGCCGUAUCAUUUAUUAAGGUCCAAAUUAUAGUAAAGUCCAAACCGUUCCAGUGGCUCCUUCCAUUCCUGCAGAAAAAGAUGAGUCCUUCCAUCAUCAUAGUGUCCAAGCUUUACCAAGGUAACAACCUCUGAGAUCAGAGACUUCCACACAGUAACAGUUGGAGGGUCAUCCAUAAUCCAUUUCCCCAUUAUUGCAUUCCUUGCCAUCAUCAGAAGAUGAUGUCUGAGUAGACAAAGAAGUGGAUUUACUGACACCUGCUGGUCACUUCGGCACAGACUGCCCUCCAAAACAUCUGGACUUUCUCACAUUCCCAUAAACAAUGGAACCUGGUACCCUCAUGAGAUUCACAUUUAGGACAGUUUGGUGAUGUUCCCAAUCGUUCUUGAUUUUGAUGGCAAGUGAGGGAGAAGUGACACUGACGAGCCCAGUACUGUUCCAAAAGAUCACCUGUUUUCUACUGAGAGUGCUAUGAGCUAAGCAACAAAUAAUAGCAGCCGCUAAGCUUUGGAAAUGCUUGGUUUCUUAUUGAAAAGGAGCACUGAAAAUGCAAACAACUGAGGCUGUGGGCACAGAUCCUUAAAUAGCUCUGAAUGCGUACACUUGUGUUUUUUUUGUAGGUUCUUUCCGCAGCAGUGUAAAACUCCCCUUGGGGGCAGCAGGCAGGAAUUUAAAAAGCCUCUGUCUAAAGCCUGGAUGGCUGGUGUCACAAAGUGGUCCAGUUUGGUUCAGUAGUGUUUUGCAGUGGUUUAGCUCUUUAAACUCUAAUCUUACCUGUGUUUCCUCAGCUGAUGUCCAUCUCACCAACCUCCAGCCUCUCUCAUUGUGAUAGGAAAUCCUUCUCUUAAAAGAGUCAUUCAUUCAUAUCUUAUUGUCCCUCGCUUGCCCCACAAGGUUUCUUUUGUUAGUAGUACAUCAGUGUUUUGAUUAAAAGCAAGUUUUGAUUAUGUAAAUUCAGACACUAGAUGCUAGGAGGUCUGCAGGACUGAGUAUUUGUGACAGUGACCACGCCAGGUAAAUCAGUUUAACUGUGAUAAAAUCACUUUUUUGUAAAGUGUAGGGAUUAGAGAUGCUAAGUACUAACUUUUCUCCAUUCCCAUUGAUUCCUAAUGGCUACCCACCACUUCCUGACCCUGACAGGCAUUCAGGAUCAGUUGAUUGCACAAAAAUGAUUGAGGGAAUUUUCUAAAGAAAAGAAAAACACAGGCGGCCGAAAUUAGUUUCCUCUGCAGGGAGUCUGGGCUCUCCCAGAUAGGAUGAGAAGCUCCGCCUCGAGAGGAGCCAGCAUGAGGUGGUUCGGGCAUCUUGUCUGGAUGACUCCUGGACCCCUCCCUGGUGAGGUGAUCCCACUGGGAGGAGGCUUCGGGGAAGACCCAGGACACACUGGAGAGACUGACACUCAGCUGGCCUGGGAAUGCCUUGGGAUCCCCAGGAAGAGCUGGUUGAAGUGGCCGGGGAGAAGGGAAAUCUGGCUUCCCUGCUUAGGCUGCUGCCCCACAACCAGACCUCAGAUAAGCAGAAGAUGGAUGGAUGGAUGGAUGGAUGGAUGGAUGGAGAAAAAUGAAAGACAGAAAUCAUAUUUAAGCUGAGCUUGAAAUUGUACCCUUGAAAAAAAAAGCAUCUGGAUGCAGAAGCCCUUGUUCCUCAUGCCUAAUUGUUUCUUGCAGCACUCGGGACACUGAAACAGCUGAACUGUAAUGAUCUGUGAAGAACAGAUGAUACUGUCAGCAGGCACAGGCCAUUGCCUGCAGUUUCCACAGUAUCCGUGUGCACGCCAAGGCUGAUCAUGCCUUUUAUUAUCAGUGCUUGUGCUUCCACCACUGGAGCUGCAUGUGUGGCACGUGCAAGGCGCCAUUCUCUUCUGCUUUGGUGGAGAUAGAUGCCAAGUGUGUUUAAGCACACAUCAAGCUGAACGGAACAAACCAAGACAGGAAGUCAAACUAAAUUUCAAAAUAAAGCCCUGUGUGCAGACUGCUGACCGUAUAUCUAGUGUGAUAUUGUCUGUGUGAUCUUUGCUCUGCUUCAGACACAAACCCAGUAGACGAGGAUGUGCACCACUAGGGGGAGUAAAACUGUGGUGCACACAGAUUGAGGCUCAUACAGCUGCUGUGGUUUUUAGGUGUUAAGGUGCAUUCCAAGAAAAUUAUUUUCUUUUAAUGGAGUCUGGUGGGUUUGAUUUGCAGUUUUGUGAUUUGCAUUCACAGUUCCUACAAAAAACAAAGCUUACAUUUUUAAAAUGCUGGCAUUAGUUCAAACUGAAUUAAAUCAAAGUGGGAGUUUAAGUGUUGAACAACUGAAAAUGUGAAGAGGAGAACGAGUCAGAGGUAAAAGAUAGAAGUAAUGAGUGUGUCAGAUAGAGGGAAGACUGUUGGUGUGUUUGAUCUGUGUGUUAUUAGUCUGCUAGGAUCAGUAUCAGUGAGUCUCCAGAUUUUCUUUUCAUCCAUGUAAAACAUGUCCAAGGUGGUUUUGGUGUCACUUUGCUUUCAUCCAUCAUGGCGGUGGCCGUCCCAUGAUUAGAUCAGAGAUGUGAAUGUGAGAGUGUCGUUGUCGUGCGUCCGUUUAUUUAUCCUGUUGAGUGCACUUUGUCCUAGUUUAGUUUGAAGCGUUACAGGGUGUUGCUACAUAUUUUGCUCCGACUGUUCCUCCUAUUUGUGAUUUAAGCAUUAAUUAAAUCUGUGAAUUAAAGGCCACGGACUAGGAACAUCUGGAUGCAGACUGUUGGAGAUGAAAGGAGGGAUGGAGAAUGCCACGCAAUCCUUCAUUUAUAUCAGUGAACUUUAACCCCUGUCUGCAGAAUCAACAAAGCGCUUGUUGCUUAAGUAGCUUGAACACUUUGCAUGUACAGGAAUUCACACUAAUUUAUUCUUGGUGACAUUUUUAUUUAUAUAAGCUGUAAAUUUAUCCUGGUCAGUUGUUGAUGUCUUUUUUUCUUUAACUCCUGAAGCACUUUUGGCUUCUAAACUGUCCUUUUUAAAGACAAAACAACAGCUGGCAGUUUGAUGUUUGUAACUGUACAGUACGUGUUUUUAUAUGGAAGGGAAGUAAA